Messenger RNA from Aspergillus japonicus CBS 114.51, 622 nucleotides. RefSeq lists its product as uncharacterized. NCBI's taxonomy places the organism in Eukaryota, Fungi, Ascomycota, Eurotiomycetes, Eurotiales, Aspergillaceae. The transcript has 2 exons. The record is from RefSeq and is a predicted model, not a curated record. Bases 170 to 403 code for a protein of 77 amino acids.
CACACUCAAGGUCUUGGUCACUGCUCAGACAUUAUAAGAGCUAGCGGCAAUCCGUCUCAGAUCGAGAAGAAAAACAGGAAGACAACGCACCUAGCAAUAUCCAUUCCACUGUACAAACACCGUUCUUUCAACAGUAACCCGAAUCUCGCACUUUCAAAUCCAGAUCAAAAUGCCAAAUCCCAUGAGCAAGUCCGAUAGCUCGCGGAUUCAGUCCAGCCAGGCCAAAGGCGGGGGUGACAUGAGCUCGGGUGGUUUCGCAGCACGGGCCCAAGCCGCCGGCGACCGACAUGCUAGCUCAGCGAGCACCAGCCCCGGCGCAGCAUACUCAUCUUCUGGUUCAUCCCAGCAAGGAACCGCCGGCUCGGGUGGCGGAUCUCAGCAGUCGGGUGCUGCAAAGAGAUGAAAAGUUGCAGCGAAGAGUGGAGGCGGGGUUCCCAGAUUGUAGCACAUCGUCAUAUUUCAUGCUGUCGUAAUCAGAUGCUUAGUGGCUAUUUCGACGAAAGUCGAGACCAUGUAUGAAAAUUGAUCCCGUUAGCGGCCAGAUUGUGCUAGAAGCCCAUGCCAUUCUCUAGUCAUUUUGACCAAAAAUGUUGAUUUAGCAGUGUAGAAGACCCGAGUUACC